GCGAGGCCGGCCGGCCGGCAGGGGGAGGCGGGGGGCGUGGGGCAGCCCCGCCUUUCCCGCGAGGAGCCGCCGGGCAGCCAUAUUGCGGAGCUGUCUGCGGUGGCGGCGGCGCCUCUCGUCUCUCGCGAGCCAUCGCUCCCUCCACCGCCUCUCCCUCCCUGCCGCAGCCGCGACAUCCGGCGCCGCCGCGCAGCGCCCCGGCCACACUCAGGGCGGGAAGGAGCCGCCCGCUCUCGGGAAGAACAACAGAAUUCAUAAAAGUGAAGAAUUUUUAAAGAGGGUGACAAAAAGAGAAGGAAAAUGCCGAAACCAAUCAAUGUAAGAGUAACAACAAUGGAUGCUGAGCUGGAAUUUGCCAUUCAGCCCAACACAACUGGCAAACAGCUUUUUGACCAGGUGGUGAAAACGGUUGGUUUGCGUGAAGUCUGGUUUUUUGGGCUGCAGUAUGUGGACAGCAAGGGCUAUUCUACGUGGCUUAAACUAAAUAAAAAGGUGACACAGCAAGAUGUUAAAAAAGAGAAUCCUCUGCAGUUCAAAUUUAGAGCUAAAUUCUUUCCUGAAGAUGUUUCUGAGGAAUUAAUUCAAGAAAUAACCCAGAGACUUUUCUUCUUGCAAGUUAAAGAAGCUAUCUUAAAUGAUGAGAUAUAUUGUCCACCAGAAACUGCAGUUCUUUUGGCUUCCUAUGCUGUCCAAGCCAAGUAUGGAGAUUUUAAUAAAGAGAUUCAUAAGCCAGGCUACCUGGCUAAUGAUAGACUCCUACCCCAGCGUGUUUUGGAACAACACAAACUGACAAAAGAACAGUGGGAAGAAAGAAUACAGAACUGGCAUGAAGAACAUAGAGGAAUGCUAAGGGAAGAUUCUAUGAUGGAAUACCUGAAGAUUGCACAGGAUCUAGAAAUGUAUGGAGUCAACUAUUUUGAAAUAAAAAAUAAAAAGGGAACUGAAUUGUGGCUAGGCGUUGAUGCUUUGGGUCUGAAUAUUUAUGAACAUGAUGACAAGUUAACACCUAAAAUUGGUUUUCCCUGGAGUGAAAUCAGGAAUAUUUCAUUUAAUGACAAAAAAUUUGUUAUAAAGCCGAUUGACAAAAAGGCACCUGAUUUUGUUUUUUAUGCACCUCGUCUGAGAAUCAAUAAGCGGAUUUUGGCCUUAUGCAUGGGAAACCAUGAACUAUACAUGCGAAGAAGGAAGCCUGAUACUAUUGAGGUGCAACAGAUGAAGGCUCAGGCGAGGGAGGAGAAGCAUCAGAAGCAGUUGGAAAGGGCGCAAUUAGAGAAUGAAAAGAAGAAAAGAGAAAUAGCAGAAAAGGAAAAGGAAAGAAUAGAACGUGAAAAGGAAGAGCUAAUGGAACGUCUGAGGCAAAUUGAAGAACAGACAAUGAAAGCCCAGAAAGAACUAGAAGAACAGACUCGAAAAGCUCUAGAACUGGACCAGGAACGAAAACGAGCAAAAGAAGAAGCAGAAAGGCUUGAAAAGGAGCGUCGAGCUGCUGAAGAGGCCAAAUCUGCUAUAGCAAAACAGGCUGCCGACCAGAUGAAGAAUCAGGAGCAGCUGGCAGCAGAACUUGCCGAAUUCACUGCCAAGAUUGCGCUUCUAGAAGAAGCCAAGAAAAAAAAGGAGGAGGAAGCUACUGAGUGGCAACACAAAGCUUUUGCAGCCCAGGAAGACUUGGAAAAGACCAAAGAAGAGUUAAAGACUGUGAUGUCUGCCCCCCCUCCACCUCCACCACCACCAGUCAUUCCUCCGACAGAAAAUGAACAUGAUGAACAUGAUGAGAAUAACGCUGAGGCUAGUGCUGAAUUAUCAAAUGACGGGGUAAUGAACCAUAGAAGUGAGGAGGAACGUGUAACAGAAACGCAGAAAAAUGAGCGUGUUAAAAAACAACUCCAGGCAUUAAGUUCAGAAUUAGCCCAAGCCAGAGAUGAAACCAAGAAAACACAAAAUGAUGUUCUUCAUGCUGAGAAUGUUAAAGCAGGCCGUGAUAAGUACAAGACUCUGCGACAGAUUCGGCAAGGCAAUACAAAGCAACGUAUUGAUGAGUUUGAAGCAAUGUGAGAGCUGUUAUUUUGCAUACAUGUUCUUCAUAAGCUGAACCACCAACAGAGAAAAGCAGGCCUUUGCAGAUGUGAUGGAAGGCAUCUCACCUUGCCAAAGCACUUACACCAGUUUGACUGUGGUAGCUAAAAGACAUUUAAGGGGAGCUUUUAAACAUUAAGACAGUGUGAUAUCAUGCUUGGUUUUCUUUUUCUUUUGGGCCAGGGAAUGGAGAACGGUGUUCCGUCACCUCCUUUUUCACAUUUUUCAUUUUCCAUUUUUUUUUUUUUUUCUGUUGAAGAUUAACACUAAUUACCAUAUCUGACAAAUGUGUAUGUAUGAUUUAAGCACUUUGUACAUUUUAAAGGAUGGUGGUGACUUAAUGAGUGUUUAGGUAGGACACUCUGUUUUUUCUUCUUCCAUAUUUUACCUGCAUGUAUUUCCCACAUUCUCUCUCAUUCAUGUUUUCUCAGUGUGUACUUGUCAUACCUUGAUAUGCCCUGUAACCAUAGCGCUGCCACUAUACAGAUCAUUGGCAGUGAUUAAAAUGAGCAUAGGUCACACGGUGGACAGUCUUUGAUCAUUGUGUAGAAGAUGGCUGUGAAUCAUGAAAAGGAUUAGAAUGUUUAAUAGUGUAGUGUACAGCUAGUGGUUAAUUUUUUAAAUCCCAGCUUAAUAACAUUAUUGGAUAUUUGUUAUUUGCUUACUUAAUUACGGUCAUCUUUGACAGCUGAAUUGAUUGGUGUUUCAUCUCCUGUCAUCAUUUGGUUUUCUUUGCCCACUGAUCUUACAAAGGUAUAGACAGCAGGUAGUAAGUAGUUCCCUAGGAAAGUUUAUUGAUGAAACACUACUGCAAAUAACAGUUGUCUCUGAAAGAUUCUUUCAUAGAUUGAUUUAGAAAAACAGAUGUUUAAUAAAAGAAAAAGCACAUUUGUUGGUAAUUGAUUAUCAUCAUUAAUAAAACCCUGGACCUUGCUAGAAGGGCAGCAUAUGAAAACAGCAGUCCCGAGGAGGGGACAGUAAUACUACCUCACUACUAUACCUGCGAUGACUGGUUGUUCAAACACAGUGAAGUGUGUAAGCUAUAUGUUUUAUAAUACAUAGUGAUACUGUCAAUCAUGAAGGAAUAUUUUUGAGAUUUCCUUUUCCUUCAGAAUAUCUUAGAGUGCUAAAUUUUAACUGCCUUUUUGAUUUGUAUUAAAAUUGUUAGCGCUCACUGGUAUACUGUCUUCUUGGAGGGGUGUUGUAUGUCUAAGGAAGUGUGUGUGUGUGUGUGUGUGUGUGUGUGUGUGUGUGUGUGUUUGAGAGAGAGAAAGAGAUAUUGCCCUUGUAGCAUAUGACGACGAAUGUUUGUACCUUCAUUUCUUGAUGUAAUUAUUACAUAAUCAUUUUAGCAUAUUUGGUUUCUAAAUCAUUGUGCUUAUUUUUUUCAAUCUAACUAAAAAUACUUAAAUUUGGUUAGUUAAUUCUAUUUUAGAAAUUAUAAUUUUAUAGGUUAUAUUAAUUUCAGUUAUGUUUUACAAAGAAAUCUUUCCAGUUUGAAAGAUGUUCAAUAUUCACAGGUUCUAACAUUUUCUUUAUUAUAAAACAUUUAGAUUUGGAGAUAAGGAAAGCCUUGUUUUCUCUGUGUGGUUCAGCUACUCUCCAUUUGGUAUUAUGCAUUCAAAUUUACAUUUAUCUAUUAAAAUUGCCAUUUUGUUAGACAUUUUUCAUGCACAAUAGAUUCAAGUUGUGUCUGAAAAUAUCUCUGUGCUUUUUUGAUUUUGCUGACUUUAAAAGGAUUAAUCUGGGCAGACAUUAUGAAAAGGAAAGGUUGCAUUUAAUAUAUUUUUUGGAUUUAGUAGGACAAAAGAUAACUGGUUAACCUUGAAGUGACUGUUGUACAGUGGUUGUGCACAUGCUUCAAAACACUGUGGAAGAGGACAUUUCUCCUUGCAGCACAUUAGAGGAAUAGAUGAUAAGCCCUGCUAUUCAUGGUUUAAAGCAUGUGCUCACUCUUCCAAAGCAUUAAAGCAAUUGCCAUAAUAGGUGAAAACUUGGAUUUUUAUUGGAUUUUUGUUAAUUUGCUUCAUUUUGAAUUGUGUGCACUACCAUUCCUACAUCAGUUUGAUAUCAGUGUUGAAAAAUUACCAGUUAUAUUUGCUGUUUAUAAUCUAUUUGUAGAUUAGAAUUAAAAUGGAUUUAAUCCAUUUUUAAAGCUGUGUGAAUUUUUCUAAACAGGAACAACUAUUUGCAAUAUGGGUUUUCAUUAAACCAAUUAUAACUUUUAUUAUUAGCAUUUGAGAAGCACAUGUUCAUAUAGCAAUGUAAAAAUAUAUUAAUGAGUAUUUGGUAAAUUCCAACAGGCUUUUACCAUUAGCAUAAUUUUGUGUUGUACAAUUAAGUUACAUCUAUAAUUUUGGAUAACAUUCAUUGGUUAACAAUAAAGUGAC
This is a messenger RNA of Eubalaena glacialis (North Atlantic right whale), 4463 nucleotides long. It is a transcript of the gene RDX, whose product is annotated as radixin. The record is from RefSeq and is a predicted model, not a curated record. The transcript has 14 exons. Lineage: Eukaryota; Metazoa; Chordata; Mammalia; Artiodactyla; Balaenidae. Bases 301 to 2052 code for a protein of 583 amino acids. Gene Ontology annotation, biological process: regulation of cell shape; regulation of organelle assembly; positive regulation of early endosome to late endosome transport. Gene Ontology annotation, molecular function: cell adhesion molecule binding; actin binding. Gene Ontology annotation, cellular component: cytoskeleton; microvillus; filopodium.